This is a messenger RNA of Ipomoea triloba (trilobed morning glory), 1821 nucleotides long. Its product is annotated as glucan endo-1,3-beta-glucosidase 14-like. The transcript has 4 exons. Bases 88 to 1227 code for a protein of 379 amino acids. Gene Ontology annotation, molecular function: hydrolase activity, hydrolyzing O-glycosyl compounds. Gene Ontology annotation, cellular component: plasma membrane. The record is from RefSeq and is a predicted model, not a curated record. NCBI's taxonomy places the organism in Eukaryota, Viridiplantae, Streptophyta, Magnoliopsida, Solanales, Convolvulaceae. Gene Ontology annotation, biological process: carbohydrate metabolic process.
UUUUUACUUUUAGAUGUGCCUGUCUUAUAUAUAUAUAUAUACCCAUUAUUAAAGAAUCGCUGUGGCUGAGAGUUCGCUAAGCUGUCAAUGGCAAUGGCCACCCUCUCCGGGGCUCUACUUCUGCUCUCCAUUCUAACAGAUUUAUUUACUGAUAGCCAAAGCAUUGGAGUUGGGAUAAACUAUGGCCAAAUUGCCAACAAUCUGCCUUCACAUUCACGCGUUGCGAUGCUCCUAAGAUCUCUCAACAUUAGGAGAGUGAAACUGUAUGAUGCAGAUCCGAAUGUGCUAAGCGCGUUUUCUAAUUCAGAGGUUGAGUUUGUGAUUGGUCUUGGGAAUGAGUAUCUUCAGAAGAUGAGUGAUCCAAUGCAGGCUCAGGCCUGGAUUCAACAGCACGUUCAACCGUACUAUGGCCUAACCAAGAUCACUUGCAUCACUGUGGGGAAUGAGGUCUUAACUGGGAAUGAUACUCAGUUGAUGUCUUACCUUCUCCCUGCAAUGCAGUCUGUUCACUCGGCGCUUGGGAAUUUAGGGCUAAGUGAUGACAUUACUGUCACGACAGCUCAUGCAUACUCGAUUGUGAGCAAUUCGUUCCCACCUUCCUCGGGUGUGUUUAGGCAGGAUCUUGGAGAGUACAUUCAUGCUAUUCUCAAUUUUCAUGCUCAGACCAAGACACCAUUCCUCAUAAAUGCAUAUCCCUUUUUCGCCUACAAAGAUAGCCCGGAUCAGGUAUCCUUGGAGUAUGUACUUUUCCAGCCUAAUCCCGGGACUACUGAUCCAAUCACUAACUUGAAAUACGACAACAUGUUUUAUGCACAAAUUGAUGCUGUCUACUCUGCAAUCAAAGCAAUGGGGCACACGGAUAUAGAAGUGAAAGUUUCUGAGACGGGCUGGCCUUCGAAAGGGGACUCUAACGAGGUGGGAGCGACAGUGGAGAAUGCUGCACAGUACAAUGGUAAUUUGCUGCAACGUAUUGCGCAGGGCGAAGGUACUCCAGCAAAGCCCUCGGUGCCAGUUGACGUAUUUGUGUUUGCUCUCUUCAACGAGAAUUUAAAGCCUGGUCCAACCUCAGAGAGGAACUACGGGCUAUACUACCCUAAUGGGAACCCGGUUUAUAACAUUGGAUUACAAGGUUACAUUCCACAAAUGGAUUAUUCUGCUUCAACUGGUAGUGUAUUGUCUACUCCCGCUUUUCUUCUGAUUUUUAUACUAUACUUGAUACAUGUCUGAUAGCCUGAAAACAGAACAAAUUGUAGAGCAGAACUAUUGAUGCCUGAAAUGAUUGCCCCUAAUUCUUUUUUUUGGCUAGAAAUUGAUUAAAGUUAGUAUAUGAUUUCUCCUUUUACAACUUGCUUCAAGAAGCCAUCCCUAUCAAACCGAAAAGCCCUUCGCCUCGUUCAUACUGCAGACCUUUGAAAUCUAGUUGGACUGUAGAAAAAGUGAAAAACCAACCAGUUUUGCCUUUUUUCGUCAGCCGUUGAAAAUGGAGGGUGAUUAUGUUGAAUGAGAACAUUUUGGUUGAGUCAUAAAUGUGUUGCUUAAGCUAAUAAGCGAGCCGGCCAGCCGCCUUGAUGACAUAAAAUAGUUGGAGCCCAUAAUGUUUUGUUAUCUCUUGCAUCAUCAUCAUCAGCUGGCCAUAAAGAGGAUAAGAUUGAGAGGCAGAGGAAUGAGAUUACAACUGGUUUUGGGCACCUCCUCAGCUGUACUCUUUCUUCCUGGCUGGCCCAUGAAAACACACUAUCAUUUGUAUUAUUCAUGUUCACAUUUGUAAGACUCAUCUGGAUUAAGAUUCAAGAGUUAAUGAGAAUUCUUGUUUUGAAUAUA